Molecule: messenger RNA, 570 nt
Organism: Trifolium pratense (red clover)
Lineage: Eukaryota; Viridiplantae; Streptophyta; Magnoliopsida; Fabales; Fabaceae
Product: protein arginine N-methyltransferase 1.5-like
Exons: 7
Coding region: 1-570 (189 amino acids)
Biological process (GO): regulation of DNA-templated transcription
Cellular component (GO): nucleus; cytosol
Source: RefSeq, a predicted model, not a curated record
AUGUUAUUUUAUCGUUUACGUUUUUACAUUGCUAAUGAACUGAUUAGGACAAACAACUGGUCUAGUUUUGUUUACAUAGUCUCAAGUGAUGUGCGUGACUGGAAGGCCCCUGAAAGAGCUGACAUAUUGGUUAGUGAUUUGUUAGGUUCUUUUGGUGACAAUGAGCUGUCUCCUGAAAGCCUUGAUGGCGCCCAGAGGUUCCUAAAGAAAGAUGGAAUUUCAAUACCAUCUUCGUACACAAGUUUCCUCCAACCAUUGACAGCUUCAAAGUUAUAUAAAGAUGCUAAGGAAAUAAAAGAAAUUUUACAUUCAGAAUCUGCUUGUGUUGUGAAUAUGUACAAUGUGGACCGGCUUGCACCAUCUCAGGAGGUUUUUACCUUUACUCAUCCAAAGUCCUUUGUUGGAGAAAGCAAUCAGCGGUAUCAGAAGUUGUGUUUCAUGAUACCUAAUGACACUGGGUCAGCAAUGGUUCAUGGAUUUGCUGGAUAUUUUAAUGCGACACUUUAUAAGGAUGUGUUUCUUAGAACUGAAUCGUCAACUGCGACGUCAAAGUUGAAAACUUGGUAUUGA